Messenger RNA from Linum trigynum, 3150 nucleotides. The record is from the annotation of a GenBank genome assembly. NCBI's taxonomy places the organism in Eukaryota, Viridiplantae, Streptophyta, Magnoliopsida, Malpighiales, Linaceae.
UACUUACAUUUUACUCUAUUUGGACCCCUACUUUUUCAUCCAAACAACAAUUUAUCCCUCCACUUACACUCUCCACCAAGUUGCACCCCCAACUUGCACCCCUCGAACUUGCACUCCCCUUGGUGCCAAACAUAGUGUAAGUAAAUCAUACGGCCACAAGGCCGUUCGCGCCAAAACACCACGAAAAGCCCCAUAAUGCCCCCUUGCAAACCCUAUAACCAAAGUACCACCAAACCGAGAUCUUUCCUUCCCCACCCAGGGCAUUACCGUCCAUUCACCCUCCCACUGUAAAAAAAACCCCAAAUGAUCAACCCACUCCUCUCCCCUUUAUAUAAACACCACCCUCCUCAACCCUUUUACCUCCACAACCCUUCAGCUUCCACCAACCCAAACCCCAAAAAAAUGGCUUCCCAACCCUCCUUCCUAUACGCCGCCGUCCCCCUCCUCCUCCUCCUCCUCUCCCCUCCCACCCAAUCCACCCCACCGCCGGCCCUCACGCUCACCAUGGUCAACAACUGCCCCUUCACCGUCUACCCAGCCAUCCAGCCCUCUGCCGGCUUCCCCAUCCUCGAAAAGGGCGGCUUCCCCCUAACCACCCUCACCCACCGCUCCUUCCCCGCCCCGGCCCAACACUGGGCGGGCCGGAUCUGGGCCCGCACCCACUGCACCCACUCCGGCAACACCUUCCACUGCGCCACCGGCGACUGCGGCGGCCGCCUCGAGUGCGACGGCCUCGGCGGCGCCACCCCAGCCACCUUAGUCCAGCUCACCCUCCACCACGGCGGCGACCUCUCCUCCUACGGCGUCUCCCUUGUCGACGGCUUCAACGUCCCCCUCACCGUCACCCCGCACGAGGGGCGGGGCCACUGCCCCGUCGUCGGCUGCAAGGCCGACCUCCUGCAGAGCUGCCCGGACAAGCUCAAGGUUAGAUCUCACGGCGGCGGCUUGGUGGUGGGGUGCAGGAGCGGGUGCGAGGCGUUUGGGACGGACGAGCUGUGCUGCAGGAACCACUACAACAGCCCCGCCACGUGUCGCGCCUCCAGCUUCUCCGAGUUCUUCAAGCACGCCUGCCCGGCCACGUUUACUUACGCGCACGACACGCCCUCGCUCAUGCACGACUGCUCUUCUCCACGCGAGCUUAAAGUCAUCUUCUGCCACUGAAGAACAACCAACCAAAAAAAAAAAAAUGUAACUCGGUAGUCUAGAUUUGUAAUGUUCUGUUUUUCUGCUCUGUUUUUUAUUUUCCCCUGAAGAUUCGGGUAGGUAGCUAGCUGGCAUCCCUUUGUUCUGAAGGAAAGUUGUAAUUCUCUACUUGGGAUGCAAUGUCUGUGGCGUUUGAGGUUCUGGUUAGUGAUUAAGGAGUGGAGAUGUUUGUGAUGAUUAAUGAGGAUUAGAAGGAAAGGAAGGAUGGGGUUUGCUUGCUCUGUCGUUUUGUCUUUUUUGUUUCGUGCACUAGUUAUUUCCUGAUUAAUAAACUAAUUAAGUUAGGGACAUGAAAAGACAUGUUUGGGGUUUAGCGGGGUUUUUCAGGUUUACCUAGAAAGACGGUCGAAAGGAAAAGGUAAAGUUGCGUGGAAAGCAGAGAGAACCAUUAUCCUGCUCCUUCAGAGUACGCUACUGACUACACACGAGGUAAAAGAAGGUUAUGCUGCCUUUUUUUUUUUAAUCAAGUUGUUGUUUUGAGUGCUAAAGCUGAACGAUGGAUAAAAAUUUAGGCUAAUGUCUAUUUUUUAUCCAAAUCUUUUUCAGAUUCUUUUAUAAUAUUUAAAUCUAUCGAAAUAUUAAGAAUUAGUCAAAUGUUCUUCUAGUUAGCAAUUUUGUUAGUGAUAUUGACUUAGCAAUAUGAUACUGACUUGGAAGAGACUCAUGAAGGUUAACAUUCCAAAAUUUUAGUAUUUUAACUAAGAAAAGAGUUACAAAAUUAUUAACGAUAACAUAAAAAUGGCUAAUAUUUUGAUGCAUUAUGAAAGAUUUGGAUAACUAAUAGAAUUUUAAUAGGUUUGGAUAAUAUAAAAGAAUCUGAAAAAGAUUUGGAUAAAAAAUAGACAUUACCCAAAAAUUUAUGUAUUAUGAAUUUUCUUUUUUUAAUUGACUAGUCAUGUUUCAAAUUUUGUAAACCCCACACAUUUUUAUAACUCGUCUAACAUAUAUAUUCUUAAAAGAAAGUAUUUUAGUAUGCACGUAAUCUUAAUACUUGUAUUAUUGAAAUACACUAUUUUGUAAUUCAAAGGCUCCAAAUUAGGCUUAAACACAAUGUUUCACUACCCUUGUAAUCUUUAGAAAUGCCCAACUUCCCACCUCAAAAUCGAAGAAAUCAAUAACAGAUAUACUAAUUUGAAAGGGAAAAUGAUUCGCUAGGAAGGAGUCCAACCUUUCAGAACGAAAAAGCACAUUUGCUAUUUUCCGCGUGCGUGACAGCGUGGCCAGGCCUGUCGGUUCGGAUCGGGUAACCGAACCCAAAACCCGCAAAAAUCUGAAAAACCGAACCCGGGUCACAACCCUAAACCGAACCCAAAAUGUCCUUUGUGGGUUUCGAGUACUGGAACCCGAAAAUUAGUCUGGCGGGUUCGGUUCGGGUGAACUCGAAACCGAACCAGCUUGAGUUUUUUUUUUUUACUUUUGUGAUUUGAAUUUUAUAUUCUUUUGCUUGUACAAACAUUUUAUUCUUAUUAUUUGUACAUACUUAUUUAACCAUUAUGUUUAAUUUUAUGGGACGUGGACAGUAUAAAGCUAAUAUUUACAUAUUAGUUUAUGGUGGCGUAUUCGGUGCACCCACUUUUUUGGGUGCACUCAGUGCACCCGCCUCAUAAUUAUCAUCCUGAGCAUGUGAUUCAUGUCAAAACGGUAUCAAUUGUUGCUUAUGAAUUAUAAACAAGAAGCACAUGAAUUUGAAAAAAAAAUCAUUCAAAAUUUACUUUAAUUUGAAGGAUUUAGGAUUUAGGGAUUUAGGGUUAGGGUUUAGGUUUACAAUUUGGGAUUUUGGGUUGGGAUUCAAAAUUGAAGGUUAACUGAGUGCACCCAAAAAAGUGAGUGCGCCGAAGUAGUCACUAUUAGUUUAUUAUUAAAAUAUUAGUUAAUUAUUAAAAUAUUUAAUUUUAUGUAUCCUAUAACUAUAGACAUACUAUUAACUAUUAAAGAGUAUUAGUAGUU